Messenger RNA from Penicillium atrosanguineum, 2877 nucleotides. RefSeq lists its product as uncharacterized. The transcript has 3 exons. Lineage: Eukaryota; Fungi; Ascomycota; Eurotiomycetes; Eurotiales; Aspergillaceae. Gene Ontology annotation, molecular function: microtubule binding. The record is from RefSeq and is a predicted model, not a curated record. Bases 1 to 2877 code for a protein of 958 amino acids.
AUGCCUCUUUCCGACGCCAGUUUUACGGUGUCUGACUUUGAUCCUGAACACGAGGCUCUCGCAUCCACCCGCGAGUUUGGCAGUCCGGAUCUUCCCAAGAUGAAUUACCACGACGAUGAACCCGACUUCGCCAUCAACACAUCCACUCUUGAUCGCGCCUUUCCCGACUUCUCUCAGCUUCCCACUUCGGAGGAAGAAGACGCAUUUGACGGCGAAGUUAGCGGGGGUGUAGACGCAGGCGCCAUGUCCGAUUCCGAAGGUGAAUUGUCCUUGGAGCUGGGUCGAGGCCUGGGGAAAGCGUCUCGUCGUCUGGAUGAUUCCCGCGAUUCCGUUAUGAGCUUCCAGAAUAGCGUGCGGUCUUCAUCUCCCGCCGUGCGUGUCGAUUACCCUACCCCUCAGAAACAACAACCCGCCCGCUCGACGCGACGCGCCGCCAGCGAAAACCUCAGAAAGGAUGCCCAAUUAAGGCGAGCCGCUCAAGCCCAGAAGGAUAUCAGGAGCCCUCAAGUCUCUAAUAAGACUCGCGACCAACGACGGACUUUCUCAGAUAUGCACGCCAAAGUGCGUGACAACUACGACGGGUCUUUCUUGGGCGAUGAGCGCCCGGCUCCUGUGGACACCAAGCCUCGCUCGACGCGUUUCAACCAGGUCAACAACUCACAAGAAAUCGCCGAAGCCAUUGAACGCGCCAGCCGUGAAGCUUACGCCAAGGAACGCAAAGGCAGUGCGGCAGGAACACCGCGCAAGAACAUCCCAGUAUCAAAUGCCCUCAACCACAACAACACCAUGGGUGACACCAUGACUCGCCAGUCCUUCCUCCUUCCCGAUCUUCCUAAUAUCUCCGAAUUGGUUUCUGGUGUUUAUGAAGAUGGCACUCCGGUUUUCUCUCGUCAUCAGAAGAUGCGCUCCACACGUUUCGUCUCUCCUCCCCACGACGCGACCGAUGUGUCUAUGACCCGUGAACACAUGCCUCUCGAUGCUGUUCCAAUUCCUGAGGACGAGAAGGCGCUCUUUGUUUCCCUCAGACUCUUGCAAGACAAGGUCUCUGAGCUGGAGAUGUUCAAGGCCGAUGCCGAGAAGCGGAUCGAUAACUAUCGCCAGGAGAAUGCCUCCCUUAAGAGGUCACGCCACUCUGACAAGCACCACGUUGAUGAUAGCAACAAGAAUAGCUCCAAGCGACUUAUCAGCGAAUAUCAAAAACUCGAAGCAGCCAAUAUUUCUUUGCAGAACCAGCUUGACGUUGCGGACCGCAAGACCCAGGUCCAGGAGGCGGCUGUCAAGCGUCUGAACCAAGAUCGAGAGUCUGCCAUUUCACAACUUGGUGUGGCCUACCUUGAAACACGCGAACUCAAGAUCGAGAACGAACAAUUGCGACAGGAGAACGCAGAGCUCAAGAGCCAGUUGCCAAAAUAUUCUGGCAACAAGGCCCAAGAACAGGAAGCGCAGGAGACAGAUGCCAGCUUCAGCGCAUCGGAUGCUGAGGAUAGUCAACUUUAUACCGAGCGCAGCGGUGACAUGAGCCGCAGCACCAGAGAUAUUAUCUCCAGGCGCACCAGAUCGAACAGACGCCAGGAAGAAUCGCGUGCCAAGGUAUCAAUCCAAGUUGACAAGGAAAUUGGUCGACUUGAGAAAGAACGCGCAGAGGAGGCGCUCUUCUCCUUAAAUGUGCCCAACGAGAGGCGUUCGUCGUCCAAAAAUGCUCGAUCCGAGCUUCCUCGUCAUACAGAAUCGAAGAACGCCCGCAAGCAACCAAACACGAGCAAGCAGCGCUCGAAGCGUGUAGUUAUGGAGGAAAAGAGCGGACCCGUUGAUUUGACAGAGCAGACUCGAGCAUCAUCCGAGGCGGAGGAUCUCACCUUGCUCAGUGUGAUUGAUACAAAUGAAAUUGCUCGUCUACGAAAGACCCUCGAGGAAGAGCGCCUGUCUCGAAAGAAUCGUCGCUCUAGCAUGCAGAAGGAUUUGACCGCUAACGACACGGUGAACUCGACCCGCCAGAGCAUUCUCAAAGCCCCUCUUCCCCGAAAGUCGUCGCUCAAGACACCCCAGCAGGUUCCUCUGCGCCCUGCGUCCGCUAUGGGUGAUAUUACUUCUCGUUCUGUGGCCACUUCUGAGGGUGAUGCUAGCCUGGUUGUUCCCACUGCCGAUCGUCCGAGGCGCCAUUCUGACCACUCAGUUGCCUCAAUGUCGCAGAAGAAGAAGCGUUCCACAAUGGAGGAUAUGACAUCUGCUUUCAUUCUCCCUGAUAUCACCUUGAGCCGUGCCGAGCUCGCUGCCAGCAACCCUUCAAAACUUCCGGAGGCCACCCAGCGCGCCCUCAAUGGCAUCGCCCAACACGACGGGAAGAACUGCAUGGUUUGCAAGAACUCUCCUCCCCAUGAUGGGCCUUGCAACCACGACGCUGUCAAAAUCCCCAAACUCAUCCCUGUCUCUGAGCGCAUGCCCGAGCCCACGCCAUACAACGAGGACCCCACCAUGCGCCCCUCUCAACCACCCGCUGUGGCCCUUGCCACUGUUCUCAAGGCUCUCGAGGACGAACUCUCCCACCUAAAGAUGCAGCUUGCUGGAUACCAAAGUGCUUUCAACAAGCUCGACGCAUCUUUGGGCAAGAAGCAACGCAAAGCCCUCACCGAGAAGGUUGAGAAACUGAUCAAAGACAUUGAUCUGAAGUCCGACCAGAUUUAUGCACUAUAUGAUGUUCUUGAGGGACAGAGGGGCCGAGGCGAUCUUACGGAGCAGGAGAUGGAAAUGACACUCCAGUCUAUUGGUCUCGAUACUACCACCACUACUAUAGACAAACGCCAGGCAGGGGAUGAGUCGGAGGAUGAGUUGCCUUGGGAGGGCAUUGAGAGUACAGCUGAGUUGACUGGACGGGCUUGA